Molecule: messenger RNA, 448 nt
Organism: Symbiodinium pilosum
Lineage: Eukaryota; Dinophyceae; Suessiales; Symbiodiniaceae
Source: the annotation of a GenBank genome assembly
GCAGUUCGAUCCGCAUUCGCAGACGUUCAAGGGAGUGCCGAGCCUCGCAGAUUCAGGUCUUCUUAGCGUGGAGGUCAUCGCGGAGGCGCACGGUGGCACAGCGCGGGACAGCUUUCUGAUAGACGUGGCGCCGGCCAACCCUGAUCUCGCAACGGUUCUGCUCAACCAGCCGGAGACGAGCAGCAGCGCCGCACCACCUAACUGGAUCAUGGCAGUGGGCAUUCUGGCUUUCUCUGUGGUGACCUGCAUCCUCGCAUUUGCAGUGUUUGGCGUGAAGGUCUCCUUUGUUAACAAGAAGCGGCUAAGCCGCGACGAUGGCGAGGGCGACUACGCGCCUGUGGGACAAUCCCGAGUCAUUCGCUGCUGCAACGCCAAGUACGAAAACUUCGCGAACAAAACGACCGAAGCACAGCUUUCCGACGAUAUAGUUCGGCUGGACGACCCAUAG